AUGAGAGAAAUCAUACACUUGCAGACAGGACAGUGUGGAAACCAGGUAGGAUGCAAGUUUUGGGAGACAAUCAGCGGGGAGCAUGGGAUUGACCAGAGCGGGAGGUAUGUUGGGACAUCUGACAACCAGCUUGAGAGGGUGAAUGUCUACUAUAAUGAGGCAUCCUCGAAGAAAUACGUUCCACGAGCAGUUCUGAUUGAUCUUGAACCUGGAACCAUGGAUGCAGUUAGGCAGGGGCCAUUUGGAGAAUUAUUCAGGCCAGACAACUUUGUGUUUGGGCAGAGCGGAGCAGGAAACAACUGGGCAAAGGGACACUAUACGGAGGGAGCCGAGCUUAUUGAUUCUGUGAUGGAUGUGGUUCGAAAGGAAGCAGAGUCGAGUGACUGCUUGCAGGGGUUCCAAAUCACACACUCUCUCGGAGGAGGAACGGGAGCAGGGAUGGGAACUCUCCUUCUGUCGAAGAUAAGAGAGGACUUUCCAGACAGGAUGAUAUGUACAUUUUCUGUUGUUCCUUCUCCAAAGGUAAGUGACACGGUUGUAGAGCCGUAUAAUGCAACACUUUCAAUCCAUCAGCUGGUUGAAAAUGCAGAUGAGACCUUUUGCAUUGACAACGAGGCACUGUACGACAUAUGCUUCCGAACCCUAAAGUUGAACAACCCUGGGUAUGGGGAUCUGAACCAUCUUGUGUCCUUGGUGAUGAGCGGAGUGACAACGUGCCUGAGGUUUCCUGGGCAGUUGAAUGCAGAUCUUAGGAAGCUUGCAGUCAACAUGAUUCCAUUCCCUCGGCUGCACUUCUUUGUUGUUGGAUUUGCUCCUCUGACUGCUGUAGGCACACAGAAAUUCAAGACCUACUCUGUCUCCGAACUCACACAACAGAUGUUUGACUCGAAGAAUAUGAUGACGGCAUGCGACCCAAAGAAGGGAAGAUAUCUCACUGUUGCAGCAAUGUUCCGAGGAAAGAUCUCGAUGAAGGAUGUGGAUGAGCAGAUGUCGAUGGUACAGUCAAAGAACAGUUCUCUAUUUGUGGAAUGGAUUCCAAGUAAUGUGAAGACGGCAGUCUGUGACAUUGCACCGACAGGCCUCGAAAUGUCUGCAACAUUUGUUGGGAACACAACAUCCAUCCAGGAACUCUUCAAGAGGAUUUCGGAUCAGUUUACAGUGAUGUUCCGAAGAAAGGCCUUCCUGCAUUGGUACACAGGAGAAGGAAUGGAUGAGAUGGAGUUCUCGGAGGCCGAGUCGAACAUGAACGACUUGCUUUCUGAAUAUCAACAAUACCAGGAUGCAACAGUCGAGGAUGCCGAGGAGUUUCUAGUUAAUUAA
Molecule: messenger RNA, 1320 nt
Organism: Encephalitozoon intestinalis ATCC 50506
Lineage: Eukaryota; Fungi; Microsporidia; Unikaryonidae
Product: beta tubulin
Exons: 1
Coding region: 1-1320 (439 amino acids)
Biological process (GO): mitotic cell cycle; microtubule cytoskeleton organization
Cellular component (GO): cytoplasm; microtubule
Molecular function (GO): structural constituent of cytoskeleton; GTPase activity; GTP binding
Source: RefSeq, a predicted model, not a curated record